Messenger RNA from Verticillium dahliae VdLs.17, 1539 nucleotides. Its product is annotated as FAD binding domain-containing protein. Bases 1 to 1539 code for a protein of 512 amino acids. Lineage: Eukaryota; Fungi; Ascomycota; Sordariomycetes; Glomerellales; Plectosphaerellaceae. The transcript is spliced from 2 exons. The record is from RefSeq and is a predicted model, not a curated record. Gene Ontology annotation, molecular function: FAD binding.
AUGCAUCGCCCAUUCUUGACCACCUUUCUUCUCUGGCUUGGGCUGGCCGUCCUCGUGCCAUGCCAGGAAUAUGACCAGGGAGCCCCCGCAUGCGAGGCGCUCGAUAAAGCGCUUCCCGGCAGGGUAGCUUACCCGCAGACAGAAGCAUACGACGUCUCCAACACGUUUUGGUCGAACCGUCAAUCCGCCGUCCGACCAGCCUGCUUUCUCCUCCCCAAUUCAACCGCAGACGUAUCGACAGGGCUCAAGAUACUCACAUCGCUGCGCACCAAGUUUUCCGUCAAAGGCGGCGGCCACACUCCGUUCGCGGGGGGCUCCAACAUGCAGGGCGGCGUCACCAUCAGCCUCGAGGCCCUCAACGACGUCACCGUCAGCGCGAGCCGCAAGACCGUCUCCAUCGGGCCGGGAAACCGCUGGAUCGACGUGACGAGGAAGCUGGACCCCCUCGGCCUCGCCGUCGUGGGCGGCCGCGUCGCCGAGGUCGGCGUCGCGGGCCUGCUCCUCGGCGGCGGCAUCUCGUUCCUCUCCGAGCAGCACGGCUGGGCGUGCGACAACGUGCAGACGUACGAGGUGGUGCUCGCGACGGGCGAGAUUGUGCUCGCGACGCCGACGCAGAACGAGGACCUGUACUGGGCGCUCCGCGGCGGCGGCGGGUCGAGCUUCGGCGUCGUGACGCGGUUCGACGUCGACGCCUUUGCGCAGGGCGACCUCUGGGGGCGGGCGCUCCUCUGGCCGGGGACGGAGAGCGGCGGCGUGCUGGCGCAGCUGACGCUCGUCGCGCGGGACGUGCUGCCGCUGGACAGGGACGCGCACGUGUUUGUCGUGCUGGCCCACGCGCCGCAGGUUGGCGGGGACGUUGUGCUGGCGUCGCUGUACCACCUCACGCAUGCUGCGACGCAGGCGGCGGCCGACGGGGCGGUGCCGGAUGUCUUGGAGGGGUUCGUGCGGCUGCGUGGCCAGAUUUCGAACACGACGACCGUGGCGCCGGUCUCGACGCACCUGGAGGCCAUUUCGGAUCGAUACGGCUUCCGCAAGACGUGGUGGGAUACGACGGUUUCGAUUGGCGAUGCGGGGGAUGACUUGCUUCUCCUCGAGACGCUGCCCAAGUGGGAUGCCCAUGUCGAGGCGUUGCUGGCGGCGGCUGAGGAGGCUGGCGACACGGUUGUUCCACAGAUUGCUUUCCAGCCCAUCUCGACCAACGUGCUCAAAGAGAUGCAGAAGAACGGAGGCAACGCACUGGGGCUGCAUGUCGGUGACGGACCGCUCGUCUUGAUCCAUGUCAUGGCGACCUGGUCGAGUGACAAGUUGGACUGCUUCAUGGAGAAAAAGGCAAAGGAGUUGAUCGAGGAUAUCGAAACAAGAGCCGAAGCGCGAGGGCAGAGGAAUGGAUACAAGUACAUCAACUAUGCCGGCAGAACACAAGAUGUAUUCGGCAGCUACGGCGAGGAGAACCACCAGAGGCUGCGAGAGGUAUCGCAAAAGUACGACCCCGAAGACUUGCUGCAGAGCCUCUGGAGGGGCUAUUUCAAAGUCAGGUAG